Molecule: messenger RNA, 1985 nt
Organism: Polistes dominula (European paper wasp)
Lineage: Eukaryota; Metazoa; Arthropoda; Insecta; Hymenoptera; Vespidae
Molecular function (GO): protein binding
Source: RefSeq, a predicted model, not a curated record
UAGUUUCAUAAAUAUAUUAUAUUUAAUUAAGAUUAGAGAUGCAGAGCAGCUGACUUAUGAUAGUAGAUAUGAUGCUGAUAGUGUGAUUAGUGAUAGUAGUGAUAGUAGUGAUAGUGAAGAAUGUAAUUAUACAAUUAAGUUAAUUCUUCAAGAUAAUUUUUACUAUGCUACCAAAGAUAAUCUUAUUAAAAAAAGUAUUUAUUUCGAACGCCUUUUUUCUCCACAAUAUUCCAAGAAACCGAUAAAAAAACAUAUUAUUAAUUAUGAUAUUGAUCAAUGGACCUUCAAGAAUUUCAUCUAUUGGAUUAAUGAAGAAAAUCGUGAAUAUUCUAACCGGGGAAUUGGCAAUUUACUUAAACCUUCCAUGCAAAGAUAUCUAGGGAAAAACGUUAAAGAUAUUUUACAUUUCUUAGAUGUGGCUGCACUUUUUAUGGUUGAUGAAUUAAUAGAAGAUAUAACUGAUAUUAUCGUAUUGAAUUGGCUAAAUUCGAAAGAUAUCAUUGAUAUCUGGUGUUUUGCAAAAGAUUUGGCUAUACAGCCAUUGACUGAUAUUUGUUUGUCUGUAUGCUUGGAUUGUUUUAUGGAUUUACCCAUUAAUGAUUUAAUCGAACUACCUGUUAACUAUAUCAAAGAAUUAAUUCAAAAUAAUAACAUUAGGUCAACACAGGAUCACUUGAAUUAUGUAUUGCAGGAAUGGAAAAGUAAUAAUAUGGAUUCAAUGUAUAAUAUCGAAAUAGAUAUUGCCAAGACAAGAAAAAUUGAAUGGACGCAUUAUAUAAUUGGGAUCGAAGAAGAAAUUUCUGGUCGUACAAAAAAAUAUAUUUGUAGAUGGAAAAAUGACCAUUUUACUAGGUUAGGAAAUCUAAAGCGUUUCAAAGCUAAUGAAAAAGACUUAGAAGGUUACCGAAUUGCUGGCAGAGGAUUUAGUAUAUAUCUUGGUGGUGGAGAGUUCGGUAUAGGAAGUGGUCAAUUUAAUGAAACUAUUUUUCGAUAUUGCCUUAUAGCUAAAAAAUGGUAUUAUUUUUCAAGUAUUCUUUUCCCAACAAGACACAUGGUUUUUGGAUUUAUAGAUAAUACUUUAAUUGUAGCAGGUGGUGUAUCACGUCAUCGUAUAAAAAUACCGAAAGUUCAAAUGUUGAACAUACAUACAGGCCAAUGGAGACGAAGUACAAAUAUACCUGAAUGUUUUUCAACCGUUCCUCCUCAUACUUUCGUGAAUAAAAAAUUGUUUUUGUUGCAAACUGACCUUAACAUAUUCGAUUAUAAACAUGAAACAUGGAAGAUUAUUUCUUUAAAUAAUAUUACGCAUCCAAGGCCUUUUUGUUUAGAAUUUGGAAUAAUAAUAUUUGUAAUCAAAAAUAAUGAAACAAUUUUGCAUAAAAUUGGUAAUGUACAAAGUACAUUAUGUAAACGUUGCAUAAAAUUGUAUAAGGAUCAUACAGUCACAGUGGUUCGUGUUAUGAAUCAUGAAUGUCUAUUAGAAGAAAAAAUGAUUCCUGACAUAGGUGCUAUAUCGAUAUUAUGUAAAGUAUGCAAAUGUAGAGAUCCAUUUUUUCGAGGUAAUAAAUUGGCAGGACUAACUUUAUCUCCUAGGGAUGGAAUUUUUUGUACAAUUAAUCCAAGUACAUUGCACUGUAGUAUACCCACAUGAGGUAAUUUAUAAUAUACUUUUUUAUUAUAAUUCAUACUUAAACACCUUCGGUAAAGUGAUAUUCAUUAUCAAGGAAUAUUAAAAGAUAGAAAGUAUUAUUAGAAAUAUUCACAAAUAAAAAUAAAUUUUAAUUGUAUUUUUUAAUCAUAAGUUUUUUAUUUAUCAUAAAUUUUGUAAUAGAAGCAGUCUUCAAACAAGUAUAACACGAUAGUGCGUUCAAUUAUGUGGAAUAGAGUAGUACGCUUUGGCAAUGCCGUUACAAGUUCAUGCAUUCCGAUAAAAUAUUUUUGUUUUUAAGAUGACUAGAGGAUGCUGGCUAUUUUAUCAGAAUUAA